CAUGACUGGAUCAUAGAAAAAGCUCAAGGUGUUGUUUUUUUUUAUUCAGUUCAAAGAAUGCAUAAACCGUGUGCGAUUACAGUUGGAUUAAAUUAAUGAAUCUCUAAAAAAAUUGGAAUUAUGAUUUUAAAGGAUGAAAAUGAACAGAGAAUUUUUUUUUCAUAACAUGUGAUAAUAAUUUAUGUAUAGAUUUGAAUGAAAGUAGAAAAGGAGAUAUUGAAUUUAUGUUUUCUUAGAAGAGAAAUACAUGAACGUUAAAAUAUGCAUAGAAUGCAACAUACCAGGCGCUGUUUGUAAAUGGUGUAAUAGUGUGUUUGUUUAUUUAAAUAAACUGCUUAUUUAUCCAGUGAUUUCAAUCAGAUCGUUAAUUAACACUUGUACAAUUUUGUAAAUGAAUUUUUAAAUACAUGUACGUGAGUUUUGUAGUCCAAACCGGAUCUUCUUGAUUUGAUAAGGAAUCUAUAGUUUAUUUAUCAUUUAUUAAUGAUAUAUUUAAGAACAUGAGUGCUUAAACAAUACUAUACAUGGUGGGUGUAUGACUGUUUGGAUUAUCAAUUUCUUUUUUGCUCGUUAUUAUGGACGCCAAAAGUAUGUCCGAAUAUAGUGAACACUAUUUAACGUUACAAGAGUUAAAUGACGCUGAGGUCAAAACCCUCAUACCCACCGUGGUCUUUCUGAUAUUCAUAUCGGUAACUGGGCUGGUUGGGAAUAGUUUAGCCCUUUACGUAUAUAAGACGAAGUUCACUUAUUCGAACAUCCAGUGCUUUUUGCUAUGCCUGAGUGCGUUAGACUUCUUUUCGUGCACCGUAGCGAUUCCUUUUGAAAUAUCAACAAUUCUUCAGCAGUAUACAUAUGAAAGUGGAUGGCGUUGUCAAGUUGCAAGGUUUUUCAACACAUUCAGUUCUAAUUCAUCGGCAUUCCUUCUGGUAUUUAUUGCUUUUGAACGUUUCCGGAAAGUUUGUAAACCCCUCGAAUGGCAAAUAAAAACGAGCGUGACAAUUGCACUGUGCGUUAUAUCAGUAGUACUUGGUAUUAUUGUAGCCUUACCCGCCAUAUUUGUUUACGGCAAACACACGUUUCAUAUACCGGAAGUCAAUCUUACCGGAAGUGAAUGCUCGGUGACUAAUGGAGCUAAGGAGGCGUCACUUCCGUUUCUAUAUUUUCUUACGUUUGGCGUGCUAUUUGUGACAGCUACAGUAACAAUGACGAUACUUUACUGCAUGAUUGGACAAAAACUUCGUAAACAAGCGGCUAAAAUAAACAAAACGCUUGGAAGAAGUGAUAUUCAACCACAAGUCAGCGGAUGUCCUCAUUCGAAAGCUACCGCUAAUAUGUUACGAGCAAGAAAAACAUCUUUUCUCAUGUUUCUUCUGACAAUUGCAUUCAUUUUAAGUUUCUUCCCUCACCUCGCCUUGGUUUCGAUACGGCUGACGAAGAAAGGAUUUGUUGAGGGCCUAUCGGAAAGGAGCAAAGCUGUGUACAAAUUCUUCCUCCGGUCAUACUUCUUGAACUGUGCAAUAAAUCCAAUAAUAUACGGCGUAUGCGACCCUCGUUUCAAAAAUGCAGUGAAAGAAAUGCUUGCACAUCGGUCAUGUAAGCGAUGCAAGUCAACCACAAAUAAUACACAUAACUACAUGUAAUAAAAAUUAUAUGUUAAAACAUAAUAUGUUAAAAGGAAAUGUUUCUAAAUGUGAUAUGGGUACAUGUAAAAAAUACAUGUAUGUAUAUCUAUUUCAUCUUGCUUACAGAAAGCUGCAAUAUCACAAGUAUGCCGUGGUGUGUUUUGAUUUUUUUCUAAUGAUUAACAAAAAUUAAAUGGGAAAGAAGUUGUUUAAAUCAUCAAGGAAAGUUAUCUGUCCCGUGGCAAACCUACAUACGUCAUUGGAUAGAACUAAAGGUAUGCUGCAGAUUAAAAGUGCUAAAAUCAUAUAUAUUACCUGUACGAGAUCAUACUAGUUAUUGCGUAAAUAACUGUC
This is a messenger RNA of Ruditapes philippinarum (Manila clam), 1976 nucleotides long. RefSeq names its product trace amine-associated receptor 8c-like. Gene Ontology annotation, biological process: G protein-coupled receptor signaling pathway. NCBI's taxonomy places the organism in Eukaryota, Metazoa, Mollusca, Bivalvia, Venerida, Veneridae. The record is from RefSeq and is a predicted model, not a curated record. Gene Ontology annotation, molecular function: G protein-coupled receptor activity. Gene Ontology annotation, cellular component: plasma membrane. The transcript has a single exon. The coding region runs from base 576 to 1640 and encodes 354 amino acids.